AUGCCCACAACGCGUCGCCUGGGUCCCCCUUCGACGUUCGAACGUGCCUGGAUCGUCGAUAUCAAUUCUGUUUGGGUAUCUCCGGCCCACACCGGAGCCCAGAGACCACCGGACUUUAAGCCUCGUCUGAGGUACACCGUCGCUCAGGGAGAGCCAAGCGCCGAAAAUACCCUUCUGCGAGACCUUUGCCAGGACCUCCCAGCGCUUCCCGGGCCCCUUACUGCGACUGCCUCUCGCUCGCGCUGUUUCAAGCCGGCGACGCGGAUAAGCUCUGGCCCCUCCCCAUCACCACGCCCGCCUGGCAUCCCCUGGUCGAAUCUCGUGCUGAGAUCCAGUCAUCCUUUCCUACUGAGGGAUUGCCCCUCCAACGACCCCUCCAUACAGGCCGCGCCUCGCGUCCCAAGAUGCGCGACAUCCGUGGCAUGGCCAAGAAUGAGGACAGGAUUCCGAGUCUCGACAGAAACUCUGUUCCUGAGUGAUGGCAAACGGUGGCCAAAUGCUGAAGAAUCCUCUUCUUCGCUGGACAUCCGCGCCAAACAUACAAGUGCAUGCAGGCAACAGCCGCCGGUGCAUCAACUGCAGAGAUAG
Molecule: messenger RNA, 588 nt
Organism: Colletotrichum siamense
Lineage: Eukaryota; Fungi; Ascomycota; Sordariomycetes; Glomerellales; Glomerellaceae
Exons: 4
Coding region: 1-588 (195 amino acids)
Source: RefSeq, a predicted model, not a curated record